Molecule: messenger RNA, 5160 nt
Organism: Condylostylus longicornis
Lineage: Eukaryota; Metazoa; Arthropoda; Insecta; Diptera; Dolichopodidae
Gene: Cyt-b5
Product: cytochrome b5
Exons: 1
Coding region: 433-828 (131 amino acids)
Cellular component (GO): membrane; intracellular membrane-bounded organelle
Molecular function (GO): heme binding
Source: RefSeq, a predicted model, not a curated record
UGCGAGAGUUAUUCAUUUAAUUUUUUAAUGAAAGUUUUUGAAGUAUAAAUGUGAUUUUAAAAUCACUAAAUUGUAACAUAUUAUUUAUUUUACAAAAAAAAAACUCUUAUAAUUUUAUUUAACUUAAAAAAACAAAAAUAAUACAAAAGCGGAGUGAACACUUUAAAUUUUGUUGAAGUAAUAAAAUUUUAACCUAAAAAAAUUUGCUUGUCAUUUCCAACGCAAUAAAAUUCAACUUUUAGUUCAAACAAACACAAAAGAAGAUCAUUAUAUAUAUGUACAUAUGUACAAAAAUUGUUAUAAUAGUUAGUUACCAAGUUGCGUCAAUAUUAAAAAAAUACACACUUGUAAACUGUUAACAAUUUAAAUUAUUAAAAGUUCAUUUGUUAAAGUUAAAUAAGUUGUAUAAUUAAUUAAUUACUUUUUAUAAAAAUGGCUGGUAAAGAAUAUACAUUGGCUGAAGUUCUUGAACAUAACUCAAAUAAAAGUACAUGGCUUGUUAUACAUAAUAAUGUAUAUGAUGUAACUGAAUUCUUAAAUGAACAUCCUGGUGGUGAAGAAGUUUUAAUUGAACAAGCUGGCAAAGAUGCUACUGAAAAUUUUGAGGAUGUAGGUCACAGUACUGAUGCUAGAGAAAUGAUGAAAAAAUUUAAAAUUGGAGAAUUAGUUAAGUCUGAAAGAAAAGUUGUUGCUGAAAAAUCUGAACCAGAUUGGACAACAGAUCAACAAAAACAACAAAAUUCAGGAAAUCUUUUUAACACAUGGAUUAUGUAUUUUGCAUUGGGUUUAGUUGCUACAAUCAUCUAUAAAUUUGUAUUUUCGCAAUAAUAGCUAGGAAAUAGUAAAAAAAAGUUGUACAGAUUUUAAAUCAAAUAUAUAAAAAAUUAAUUUGUUUUUUUUUUUCAUAAUUUUUUUCUCUGCAUUUAUAAGAGUUAAAAAUUCAGCUUAAUUUUUUUUUAUAUGAGCAAAAAUAUUGGUACUCUAUGUUAAGUUAAUCAUUCCUUUUCUAAAGAUUUUUGUCAUAAAAUUUAGUUGAUAUUUUAAAAUAUGUAAUUGCUAAUUUUUUAUCAGAUUUAAACAUUGUUAUUAAAAUUAAAAUCUAAGUCUGAUUAUUUUACACAUAAAAGAAUAUACAUAUAAUAGGUAGGUACCUACCUACAUACAUAUGUGAACAAAAAAUGAACAACAAAAAAGCAAAUAACAAAGUCCUCAUUUAAAAAUCAUGAGAUAUCAGUUUUAAAAUUAAUUUUUUAAAAAGCUUCUACUCACAUAUACUUUUUUUUUAAAGUAGUUCUACAAAAAAUACAUUAAGUUGUAGAUAUUUCUAUAUAAAUGUGUUAAAAAAAUUAAAUUUUUGAUUUCGUAAUGUAAUUGUGCUUGCAAUAUUUGAAAUUGCAUAAAUUAAACGGUGUGAACCUUAUUUUUAACAUUUUAACAUUUGUAUUUGGUCUUAAGGUUUUUAAUAAUAUUUUUCAAGAAAAUAUUAAUUUCUCUAUUACUUAGGUUUUAUUACCUUUCUAAUAAUUAAAAAAGAAACAAAAAUAAUAUAUAAGAAUAAAAGAUAUUGAAAAAAUCACUAAAAUUUGCAGUCAAUUUAAUUUUUUUUCAGCUUCAGUUUGUAUAAAAUUAAUAUUAUUAAUCUAUAGUCCUUUUAAUAUCUACCACUUAUUACAAAUAUUUAGAAUAAAAAAUUUAAAGAUCUAAUUCUUUGAGAUUCCGAGAAAUCAUUUUCAUUUCCGAGACAUUUUUUAGUUGCAAAGCCACAUUUAAUUAUUUCUGAAAUAAAUUAGUUAUGCUAUAAUGAUCAUGCAAAAUUAUUUAAAAAUUUUAUUUUUAUAAAAUAGCUAUUUGUAUUAGGUGAACCACACAACAUAUGUAGGAAACCACACACAAUUUUAUCUCAUUUUUUUUAUGAGUAGACGACCAACACUACGAUUAUGAUGUUUAUGAAAUCUGACCCACUUAUAUAAUUCAAUAAAUCUUCAUUUCAAAAAAAAAAAAAUUUCUUUUUCAAGAAACAAAAAAUCUUGACCUUAAAAUUUAAUUAAUAGCCAAAUAGCUAGAGUUGGUUUAAUUUUUGGAAUUUUUUUUCGUUUUUUUUUUUUGUGUGCGAGUUAUUUCUUACAGUGUUUUAUCUGAAAACUUUCAAUUUUGAUGGUUUUAAUACUGAAAGAAAUCUCUUAAUUUAAACUCACGAGGCAGAGUAAUUCGUGUAUAGGAAAAAUAAAAUUAAAGAAAUAAAUUACAUAUGUACAAAAUACAUAUAUAUUUUUUGUGUGUUAUCUUAAGUGAAGUCCAAAGUCUAUCACUUAAAUUAUUCAAAUUAAAUUCCUUUUUGUGUUUUUAAAUAAUAAUUUUGCUUGCGAAUAAUGAAUUUUAAAGUAAAAAACAUUUAUAAAAUUUCAUAAAUUUCUGUUAUACAAAUUUUAUUAAUGUGUUUUUAAGUAUAUGUAUAGUUAUAGGGUUAUACCUAGUUUUAGUGGAGAAGUUUUUUUUUUAUAUAAUUUUGAAUUUUUAGUAAUUUAAGUGUUCAUUUUAAAUUAAAUGUUUUUAUAUUCUAAUGUAAUAAAGAAAAAAAAUUUUUUUUUAUAUGUAACUUCCAAUCUAAUUCUAAAAUUUCAAUAAAAUUAUUUAAUAUAUUGGAUGGUUAAUUUUGAAAAUGACCUAAGCCCAUUUUAAUUAAAAAUUAAAUAUUUCUCCGUUUGGGUAUAAAGUAAUCAAAAAAUUGGAUUAGCUGGCUAUUAGUUUUAUAGAAUAUUUAUUUUCACAUCCGAUAUCAUAAGUUUCGUUUCCAAGUAUUGACAUUAUUAUUGCCUUGGAAAUAAAAGAGUUUUGAAAUGGCAAAUGAACUUAAGUCAUUCAAAAUGAACCAUUCAUAUGUAAUUACUUUUUAAGUAAUUAAAAUUGUGAAAACAUGGAAUAAAAAAUUCAAUUUCUUAAGAAAUUUUUUCAUUUUAAAUACAAAUAAAUGUAUUUAUAUAUGUACCUAUAUUAAAUAUUUUCUGGGAAUCAUUCAUAUAUUAUGUUCAUAAUAUAAUUCUUCAAUAUGAUUCUUCAAUCACCUUUGCUGCAUAAUAUGUAUAAAAUUUAGCUACCUGUUCUAUACACGAUUUCAACUUAACUAGAUUUCAACAGGUACUUAUCUACUUGUUUAUAAAUAGUCUCGUAGACUAUGGGAUUAAAAUUACUCUUGUAAUUAAAUAUCUUAAGAGUAAUUAAGGAGAAAAUAACCAAAAAUUUAAAUACAUACCUGUAUACUUUUGAAUUUUAAUAUGUAUAUAACAAUGCAUAUUAGAUGGAAUUUUUUAUCUACCAUUGGAAUUCAACAUGUAUGCAUUAUGUUGUUGCUAUUAAUUGAAGUUCGAUAUUAUUCCAAAAAAUUUUACCAGACAUGCAUGAUAGGUACCAGAAAAUUGAAAAGAAAAGGUUAUUAUGCUUUUGUUCAGUUACUGUUACAAGUCAACAUAAAUGGGUAUAAAAAGUAUAAUAAUAGAAUGUUUAGUAAAUUGGAAAUAAAUAAAACAUGAAAAAUAUCAAUUUAUACAAUUAAUUAGUAUUGAAAUAUUCAAAUAAUUUACAAUUCACAUAAUAUGACUUAGCAAUAUUCAAAAUAGAUAAAAUAUUAAUUUAAACUAAUAUUUUCUGUUGUAUAAUAAAUGUUUGUCAUUACUUUGUUAUCAUAUCGUACUUUCUUUAAGGCACACUUAUCUCAAAUUCUUAUCAUAUUUUUUUUUUUUUAAUAAAAAACGUGCUAAAUUGUUAAUUAUCAGGAAUAUUUUUAGCAAAUUUCGUUGAAACAUUGAGUAGAAGAGAUUGUAAGGCUUAGAAAAAACAACAAUGUAAAAAUUUUAGUAUAGAUCGCUAUGUAUGUAGCUAUGACUGCUGAAUGGUUAUUCAAACGAUUUUUUUUAAAUUAUUGUAAGUUAUAUAAUGUAUUUCAGUUCACCCUGACCAUCAUUAUUUACUUAUUAUUUAUUUGGUUGACAAUGAGAAUUUUAUAAUAUUCAAAUUUAUAUAAUAAAAGUGUAUAAUACACACGUUUAAUACAAGUAAUAUUUAAGUAGUUCUCAACAACAUUUUUUGAAAUUUGUAUUGAAAAGUAUGUAUGUACAUUGUUUUUGAGCACAUAUGUAGAGAAUGCUGAAUAAACGAAUUCUCAGUGCCAAUUUCAAUAUAAAUUUUUGAACACAAUAACAAAUUAUUGAAAUAAAAUGAUUGACCGAAUGAAAUUCCCUUUUGGUCUUAGUUGGAAUUGAAGAAAAUGAUAAAACUAUAAUUUUACGAGAAAUAAUAUUAAAAAUAAUUCAAUUAAGAUUUGAUAGGAAUUGCCUAUAUAAUUAUUUAAAGUUAAUUGUCGUGUUGGAGAUCAUCAAAAAGCUAAAGAAAUUCGUGUAUGAAUGAAAAAACAAAACAAAUUAAGUGCUGGUAGAAUCUGUUUGUCAUAAGAAUGACAAUAAAUUUUUUCAUAUAAGUAACUAGUUAUAAACAUUUUAAAAAUGUAUAUUUAAAAUGAGCGUAAUCUAAUCUAACAAUUUCAAAGUUAUACAGAUAAUAUUAGAGUUCCUACUUAUAAUAAAUAAUUUGAAAAUAAUCUAAUAUCUAAUAAUUAUAAAAAAUGAUAUGAUUAUUUUAUUACAAUACAAUUUAUUUGCCUAUAUUUUAUAAGUUCUUUUAGAAAUAUGAAAUUACGCAAGUAUCAAAUAUUAUUUGUUUGUUAUCGACUACAUCGUAUACAUUAAGGGAGGUUAUGUGAUGGCACAAAAAGUCAGAUGUCAAGUUUUCGGUGGGAAUGCAUUUUUCCAUGGUAGGGAAGAGUAAAUAAACUAUUUUUAGCAAGAUGUCGGUAUUUUUGCAUUUUAGUUUGUCGGUCUGGGUCUGUACGCGGUUCAGCUGAAUAGACUAACGAAAUUUUAUAUAUUAUGAGUUUAUUUUUGGCUAAAUUUAGUGGUUGGUUAUGUGCUGACCACAUCAUAUCUGUUCUUUUUUUUUUUGAAUUUCUGUAUAUCGUUAAUAUUUUUUUUAUAAAAAAAUACAAGUUUGCUGCUUUGCUUCAAUGUUUUUUAUUUAUGGUUUUGAUUACUGGUUGCUCUUUUUGAUUUUGUGCGAAUUUAUAAAAAAUUUCUAUUGUUCUUUAUGGUUCUAUGCAUAUCAAGAAGAAGC